UUCGGGAUUACGGGUAUGAGUCACCACGCCCAGCCAGCAUUGGGGUAUUUUAUCGAAGGCGGAGGUCAUGAAUGUUGAGAGAGCCUCAGCAGAUGGGGACUUGCCAGAGGUGGUCUCUGCCAUCAAGGAGACUUUGAAGAUAGGGUUCGGGACACCAGUCAACAUCGCUAUGGCAGGGGACUCUGGCAAUAGCAUGUCCACCUUCAUCAGUGCACUUCAAAACACAGGGCAUGAGGGGAAGGCCUCACCUCCUACUGGGCUGGUAAAAACUACCCAAAGACGUGCCUCCUAUUUCUCUUCCCACUUUCCAAAUGUGGCGCUGUGGGACCUGCCUGGCGCAGGGUCUGCCACCAAAAUUCUGGAGAAUUACCUGAUGGAAAUAUAGUUCAACCAGUAGGACUUCAUCUUGGUUGCAUCUGCACAAUUCAGCAUGAAUCAUGUGAUCCUUGCCAAAACCAUUGAGGACAUGGGAAAUAAGUUCUACAUUGUCUGGACCAAGCUGGGCAUGGAUCUCAGCACAGGUGCCCUCCCAGAAGUGCAGCUACUGUAAAUCAGAGAAAAUGUCCUGGAAAAUCUCCAGAGGGAGCAGGUAUGUGAAUGCCGCAUAUUUAUGGCCUCCAGCCUUGAACCUUUAUUGCAUGACUUCCGAAAAUUAGAGACACAUUACAAAAGACUCAUCCAAAUUAGGUGCCAUGGCCCUCUUCAAAACCUGUCCCACACCUGUGAGAUGAUCAUGAAUGACAAAGCAACCUCCCUGCAGAAGAAAACAACCAUACAGUCUUUCCAGGAUGCCUUUGGCAUCUGGGGUGCAGAUGAUUUUGUGAAGUGUCUGAAGGUCUUUUAAUUGUUCUUUGGUAUGGAUGAUGAGUC
Sapajus apella (tufted capuchin) is the source of this 870-nucleotide messenger RNA. RefSeq names its product immunity related GTPase M (gene IRGM). The record is from RefSeq and is a predicted model, not a curated record. Gene Ontology annotation, biological process: defense response; cellular response to interferon-beta. Gene Ontology annotation, molecular function: GTPase activity; GTP binding. Lineage: Eukaryota; Metazoa; Chordata; Mammalia; Primates; Cebidae. Gene Ontology annotation, cellular component: endoplasmic reticulum membrane. The transcript has a single exon.